Messenger RNA from Polyodon spathula (Mississippi paddlefish), 773 nucleotides. RefSeq names its product SAYSvFN domain-containing protein 1-like. The record is from RefSeq and is a predicted model, not a curated record. Lineage: Eukaryota; Metazoa; Chordata; Actinopteri; Acipenseriformes; Polyodontidae. The transcript has 2 exons. Bases 162 to 698 code for a protein of 178 amino acids.
CUUCGUGUCGAGCUUCCGUUCCGUAACACAAAUCAAGUCCAUUUAGUGCCGUACUGUCCCCCAUAUAGCCCAUUCCGUCCGGAACUACAUCUGCCACGGAACUUACCGUACUUUUCCUUCCCGCAACCUAUUUCUGCGAUUGCCCAGCUGUACUAAACGUGAUGGAGCAUAGACUGGCCGAGUUCCGAGCCCAGAGGAGAAUUCAGCAACAGACCGGUCAGGGAGCUGGGACGACGGGGAAAGAUCAAGCCGUAAAGGGAAAAAAGGAAACGUCACAAACGAAUGCUGUGUCUGACCCACCCGAAGAGUGGAGCGAGACAGGAAACAUUGCUGUGACAAGCUACAAAGAAAAUGCUGCUGCACAGGAGAAUGGCACUCAGUGGCGCUGGUUGCAAGACAGUGUUCUGGGGCAGUUCCUGGGCUCGGAGCGCCUGGCCGUAACAAACCUGACCUUCCUGAAGGUGCUGCUGUGGUUGGUGCUGCUGGGUCUGUUUGUGGAGCUGGAGUUCGGCCUGGCAUUCUUCGUGCUGUCAUUGUUCUACUGGCUGUAUGAGGGCACGCGUGACUCUUCACAGAGACGCAGUGGGGAGCCCAGUGCCUACUCCGUAUUUAACCCAGGAUGCCAAGCCAUCCAGGGCACACUGACCGCAGAGCAGUUCGAGGGCGAGCUUGGCUACAGACCUCUUGCCAACAGAUAACCACCACCACCUAAUGUUAAACAUUAGGCUUUUGUAUGCAUUAAUGGACAUUUAACCAACCACCCCCACCCCCCC